AUUCGAGAAUUUAAACGGACGGAUAACAAGUUCACGGAAUGCGUUUUAGACCAUCCAGCUCCUACAAUGCCGAUCGCAAAAUCUGGAGCGGAGGCAAAAAGGACUUGUACUUCGACCCACAACUGUCCAUCGGCCAGAUAAUUUUCCACGAGAUGCGGCGGCAUCCGCAGCUUAUUGCUCAGAUUUCAGCCACGGAAAACACUAUACUCACUAGACAGGAACUGCAUGCCAACUCGAUGCGAGUGGCCAGCUAUAUGCGAUCCCUGGGACUUCUUCAAUCCGAUGUGGUUGGCAUUAUAGCCAGGAAUACCACCCACAUGUUUGCCGUUGUCUACGCCUGCUUUUUUAACGGAAUUGCCUUCCAUUCGCUUAACAUUCAGUACGAAAAGAGCACUAUUGAAAAGCUCUUCGACAUCACAAAGCCAAAGAUUAUUUUCUGCGAUGGCGACGAGUUUGAAAAGGUUCGCUCCGCCACUUCCCAUAUGGACGUGAAGUUGAUCACCAUGCGCAAUCAUCCGUCGGAUUCCAUUCGGAUUGAUGAAGUGUUAGCCACUCCCAUUGAGGAGAACUUCCAGCCAGCUCGACUGGAGCAAGGAAAUGACCAAACUCUGGCCAUUUUAUGCUCCUCGGGAACAACGGGAACUCCCAAGGCGGUAACCAUUACCAAUAGUCGACAGAUCUUCAAUUGCGCUGAUCUUUUGACGUCCAACGAUGUUCAGUACACUCACAGUACUCUCGACUGGAUCUCCGGAUUGCUUACCACCGUAACGUCCGGGGUUUGCAGCACAAAACGGAUUAUUGCAGAUAAUGUUUUCGAUCCGGCUUUUCUUAUGCGCCUCAUAGAAGAGCACCAGAUCACGUGGAUAUUGCAGCCACCUUCCCAAAUGGCCAUGAUGACCAACUCCCCGGCAUUCGGAACAUGCGACCUGUCGAGUAUUCGUUUCUAUUUUUACGGAGGAUCCCGGGCUUCCGUGGAGACCCAACACAAGAUGAGAAGUCGCCUGAGCAAGGAUUGUCUGCACUUCGCCUACGGAUUCACUGAGAUCGGCAGCAUGGCCUCCAUUAACUACCACUUCGACGAGAAGCCCAACUCGGUGGGUCGUCUUGUGAGCGGAAUGAAGCUAAAGGUGAUCAGUGAGAAGGGAGAGUCCCUGGGUCCCGACGAGGUGGGUGAGCUGUGCAUUCGCAACGACCAGUUCUGGUCGGGAUACUACAACAAUCCGGAGGAGAGCCACCAGAUAAGGGAUCAGCAGAUGUGGUUCCAUACCGGGGACCUCGGCUACGUGGACGACGACGGGUUCAUCUACAUUGUGGAGCGGCAGAAGGACAUGCUGAAGUACCAGAACAUCAUGUACUAUCCCAACGACAUCGAGGCCGUCAUCUCGAUGAUGCCCGACGUGGCCGAGGUCUGUGUCUUCGGUGUUUGGGAUCAGUUAGUCGGGGACAAGGCUGCUGCUGCGGUGGUCAAGAAACACGGGAGCACUCUCACCGCCCAGGACGUCGUGGACUAUGUGGCCUCUCACAUCGAUGCCAAGUACAUGCAGUUGAAUGGGGGAGUCAUUAUAGUGGAUGAUCUAAAGCGCAGUCCCAAUGGCAAGACCAACCGCAUGGCGACUAAAGCCUAUUUCUUAGAGGUUAAAAGUACUAAUUGAAGCAGAAAUCGCAAACUGUCAUUUUUGUAUCAAAGAGCUAGAGCAGCCAAAACAUGUGCUAUUAAUAUUUUAGUGGAAAUCAUUUAAUAUUCAUUUAAAACAGCGAAGUAUAUAAAUACAUAUGUAGAUCAAAUUUAUUAAACA
Drosophila ficusphila is the source of this 1796-nucleotide messenger RNA. Its product is annotated as 4-coumarate--CoA ligase 1-like. Gene Ontology annotation, molecular function: long-chain fatty acid-CoA ligase activity. The transcript has 3 exons. Gene Ontology annotation, biological process: long-chain fatty acid metabolic process; fatty-acyl-CoA biosynthetic process. The coding region runs from base 39 to 1652 and encodes 537 amino acids. The record is from RefSeq and is a predicted model, not a curated record. Lineage: Eukaryota; Metazoa; Arthropoda; Insecta; Diptera; Drosophilidae.